This is a messenger RNA of Pestalotiopsis fici W106-1, 909 nucleotides long. RefSeq lists its product as uncharacterized. The coding region runs from base 1 to 909 and encodes 302 amino acids. The record is from RefSeq and is a predicted model, not a curated record. Lineage: Eukaryota; Fungi; Ascomycota; Sordariomycetes; Amphisphaeriales; Sporocadaceae. The transcript has 3 exons.
AUGGGGCUCUACUUUGAGCAAAGCUGGGCUAUUCUCAGCACAGUUGGCCUGGUCAAUGUACUCUACGGCCUCGUCGUUAUCAGCAUCACAAAGCUGUCGAUUGUUGUUCUCAUCCCCAUCAUUGUCAGCGCGGCCGGCGCGGUAGCUAAUGGACUCUGCUACUAUGCUUUCUAUUCCGACCAUCCUUUAACGAAUACUUUGGUGGCCUCUGGGUUUGCUGAUAUCUUCUGGCUUAUACAAGAAGUUGGCGUAUCCUUUUAUAGCUACGCCAUCCUGAUCAAACUCUUAAAAUCUCGAAGCCGCAUGGUCUUUUGUAUUCUAUUCUGGACAGUCGUGUCGGCCAUCAUCACCGUACGCCUUGUCAUACUGGUUGGUCGAAUUAAAAUCAUCCAAGACCCGGAUACAAAGUACCAACAAUCGGUCAAUUAUCUUCACGUCGGCUAUUUUUCACUUAUAGCCGUAUUGGAAUGCCUGAGUGCCUUCUUUCUGCUGCGCAAAUUUGCUUCAGCGCAAAGGGCCUCGAUCGAUACGCUGUUAAACACCAGUCUUUUGCAGCACCUUAUGCGAAGUACCGAGACUCGAGUUGCUUCUUUAGCUCUGCUUGGCAUCUCCAGAGCGAUCACUUAUGCGUUUUGUCCGUCCCUACCACAGGCCUUAACAACUGCCGGCCAAGUCGACCGCUUCAUAUACACACUGGAGUGCAUGUUUCCCCUGAUGAUGUACAUUGAUAUUCUAGCCUGUAAAAUCAAGUUUACAGACCGUUCCAACAUGGAGUUGCCCCGCGUCCAAAGCUUUAGAUCAGACCACGUGAGAUUGGACAGCAGCGAACAAGCGACGCCUCGCCUGCUCCAAAGGCAGUUUGAUCGGGGAACAGAAAUCAAGGAGGACGGGAUAAAGGGAGAUGAAUGA